This is a messenger RNA of Melopsittacus undulatus (budgerigar), 561 nucleotides long. RefSeq names its product Fer3 like bHLH transcription factor (gene FERD3L). Lineage: Eukaryota; Metazoa; Chordata; Aves; Psittaciformes; Psittaculidae. The record is from RefSeq and is a predicted model, not a curated record. The transcript has a single exon. Gene Ontology annotation, biological process: regulation of transcription by RNA polymerase II; developmental process. Gene Ontology annotation, molecular function: DNA-binding transcription factor activity, RNA polymerase II-specific; protein dimerization activity; RNA polymerase II transcription regulatory region sequence-specific DNA binding. Bases 1 to 561 code for a protein of 186 amino acids.
AUGUCAGCCAGCCUCUUCCCAGCCCACCAGCUCCCGGGGCUGCUAGAUGAGCUGCACGGCAGAGCCCCGCAAGUGCCCUGCCCGGAGGGGCUGCUGAGCAGAUCCGUGGUGGACUUCGUGGCCGACCUCUCCCUGGGGUCUCCCCAGGCUGCCCCCCGGGCUGGGCCGGGACUGAGGCUCUGCGAGGUCACCUCUGGGCCUCCCUUCGGAGACAGAGCUCUGUCGCUCCGGGAGGAGAUGGCCCGCGGGCUGCCCCUGGUUGCCUUCAGAGAUGGAAAUCCGGAAGACGAAGAAGAGGAGGAGGAAGAGGAGAGGAUGCACAGCACUUCCCUCCUAGACAGACCCAGGAGAAAGAGAGUUAUCACCUACGCCCAGCGCCAAGCGGCCAACAUACGAGAGAGGAAGAGGAUGUUCAACCUCAACGAGGCUUUUGAUCAGCUGAGGAAGAAGGUGCCCACCUUCGCCUACGAGAAGAGGCUCUCCCGGAUAGAGACACUGCGCUUGGCCAUAGUGUACAUCUCGUUCAUGACUGAGCUCCUAGACGGCUGCAGCAGGCAGUAG